AUGACGGCAGCACACGAGGGUUCGCACCCGCGUCACAAACGAACCCAGCGCCAGAUGGCGCGCGGUAACUGCGGAUGGCGACGAUUGUCAACCGGAAGGGGACACCUUCGGCAUGCAGGCGGCGGCCGGAGAUAUGCCGUGAUGCGGACGCUGGCGGUUUUGCCGUCCAUCUUGGAGCCGGUGAACGCACCACUGGUGGACAGCUGUAGCCAUACUAGUUUUAAUUAUAAAUUUUAUCGUUACCAAUACCUUCGACCUGUAGCUAUUCUGUAUAUAGCGUUAGCGAUAAUUCUAGCAAACGUGUCAGCAUUUGAGCCGGACUUUGUAUAUCCGCUGGAGAACGUAACGGUCGCGAAAGGUCGCGACGCCACGUUCACAUGCGUUGUGAACAAUCUCGGUGGUUAUCGGGUGAGUGGGGAAGCAACACCGGCCCGGGUCGCCUGGAUAAAGGCGGACGCGAAAGCGAUCCUGGCGAUACACGAGCACGUCAUCACGAACAACGGCCGGUUGUCGGUGACGCACAACGACUACAACACCUGGACGCUGGUGAUCCGGAACGUCAAAAUGGAGGACCGGGGCGUCUACAUGUGUCAGGUCAACACGGACCCGAUGAAGAUGCAGACUGCCUUCCUCGAGGUGGUGAUACCGCCGGACAUCAUCUACGAAGAAACGUCCGGUGACAUGAUGGUGCCCGAGGGUGGUUCGGCCAAGCUAAUCUGCAAGGCACGCGGCUAUCCAAAGCCGAAGAUCGUGUGGCGAAGGGAGGAUGGACGGGAAAUCAUCGCCCGCAAUGGCACACACGGAAAAAUGAAAGCAACGAUAGUCGAAGGUGAGAUGUUGUCACUGACGAAGGUGACACGUUCCGAGAUGGGAGCGUACAUGUGCAUCGCCUCGAACGGCGUACCACCGUCCGUGAGCAAGCGGCUCAAGCUGCAAGUACACUUUCAUCCACUGAUCCAGGUGCCAAACCAACUCGUCGGUGCUCCACUCGGCACGGAUGUCACGCUUAUCUGCAACGUGGAGGCAUCACCGAAAGCCAUCAACUACUGGCAGCGCGAAAAUGGCGAAAUGAUCAUCUCCAACGAGCGGUAUCUGAUGAACGAGAACGAAAGCUCCAUGUACGCGGUCCAGAUGACGCUGGUCAUUCGCAAGCUGCACAAAUCGGACAUGGGCGGGUAUAAGUGCAUUUCGAAGAACAGCAUCGGCGAUGCGGAGGGUACGAUACGGCUGUACGAAAUGGAGCUGCAGAAGAAGACCAAAUCAGCCCAUCGUGUGAACAGCGUGGAGGACACCUCGGGCAACGAUGAAAUCAACUCAACGCCCAACAUCGACCAGUCCGAGGAGAGUAACAAAAUACACAAAAAUGGCCGGCUUUAUAAGGGUUUGCAGGCGGGUGAACACGACCUAAUUAGCUCCAACACUAGCGAUGCCGCCAUCCGGAGUAGGUGGACGAGCUUGUGGCCCCUGAUGUUCGGUGCGUUGACCAUGCUAACCGUACGCUUCCGGUGUCACUGGUACACGCCACCCAGUGCGAUUUGUUGA
Molecule: messenger RNA, 1542 nt
Organism: Anopheles marshallii
Lineage: Eukaryota; Metazoa; Arthropoda; Insecta; Diptera; Culicidae
Gene: DIP-beta
Product: protein amalgam
Exons: 10
Coding region: 1-1542 (513 amino acids)
Cellular component (GO): neuron projection
Source: RefSeq, a predicted model, not a curated record